Macrosteles quadrilineatus (aster leafhopper) is the source of this 4964-nucleotide messenger RNA. RefSeq names its product fibroblast growth factor receptor homolog 1-like. The record is from RefSeq and is a predicted model, not a curated record. Lineage: Eukaryota; Metazoa; Arthropoda; Insecta; Hemiptera; Cicadellidae. Gene Ontology annotation, cellular component: signaling receptor complex. Bases 115 to 3180 code for a protein of 1021 amino acids. Gene Ontology annotation, molecular function: ATP binding; transmembrane receptor protein tyrosine kinase activity. Gene Ontology annotation, biological process: protein phosphorylation; multicellular organism development; positive regulation of kinase activity. The transcript is spliced from 19 exons.
GAGCGCGCCACAGCCGAGCCACAGCCACAGUCAGUUCGUCGCCAGCCGUGUAAAGUAUAGUGUGUGUCCGUACGUGCUAGUGCCUUCUGGAUUAUUGUCAACAGUAUCUACAGGAUGGGGACGAGGAGUUGGAGCGUCUGCUCCUAUUGGCUCCUGUACUCCGCAGUAUGUGUACUCGCUCGUCCGUCCAGGGACCUUUUACUGUCAGAAGGAGUGACCAGCCACACAGCAGAUGUAGGACGGCGGCUGCUGGUAGAUUGUGCUGCUCCUUCUAAUGGCGCUGUCACAUGGUUCAAGGAUGGAAAUGUCUUGGAUGCAUCACCAAGAAUUAGUGUGUCACUAGGAAAACUGAGGCUGAAGAUCCGCAACGUAUCUCCCAAGGACCGAGGAGAGUACAGCUGUCAGUACCGAGACCCUGGUGGUGAGAUGCGCUGGUAUAACAUGAGUCUGUCCGUGGUGCAGCAUGAGGAGGGGGAGGAUGAAGGAGCCAAGCAACCUCUGCCGAUCCUCAGCAGCAAGCGGGACUUUGACGACGACGGUCUCAACCAGCUGAGCCUCGGAGACGACAGUGGCCGAGCCCCUAGCUUCACAAACCAGGCUGCUAUGCACAACAUGGUCGCCACCUUGCUAGGACAGAACUACACCCUGACUUGCGCCUCUGAUGGUACGCCUGAACCAGAUACAGUGUGGUUCAAGAACGGACGUCAGUUGCCAGUCACUUCUUGGGACAUGACAGUACAUGUAAUGGAGUCAGCCAACUACACAUGUAUCGUCAGUAACCCCCUCGGAACUAUCAGCCACACCGUGCAGCUACAGGCCUACAGAGACAAGAAAGAUAUGCCAAUCAUCGUGGAGACACCAAGCAACAUAACAAUGAGUGUGGGAGAGUCUACUUGGCUGAUCUGUAAAGUGUCCAACAUGGAGGAGAGUAAGAUAGUGUGGCUCAAACAUGACAACACUCACCCUUCCAGGCUCAACACUAGUGAUCCCAACCUCAGAUAUAUUAACAAAGCUGAUAUGUAUGAUCCUCAGCGGUUGAUGUUGGAGAAUCUACGAGAGUCAGACAACGGUUGGUACACUUGUAUGGUGACCACUCCUCGAGGCAAAGACUACAGCAGUGUCUGGCUUCAGGUUGCCGAAGGCGCUGGGAAAAGCACUAGUCACAGUGUUGCCCCUGCAAUGGCAUUGGUUGAUACUGACACCGAUGACAUCGAAGUGUCAGACAAGGUGGUGAUGGCAGGCGCCCACAACUUAACAGGUCAGGACUCGCCGCCUCGCUUCACUAAGAUGGACAAGAUGCAUCGCAUUGUAGCCAAGCCUGCUGGCAACAUGAUGCGGCUCAAGUGUCCUGCAGAAGGAAACCCGACACCGAAUGUCACGUGGUACAAGAAUGGCGAGAUCCCAGAGAGGAAGCUGGGUCAGGUGAGAUAUGGACCUUGGUCUAUGAUUCUGGAGGACUUGGUAGAGUCAGACACAGGCAACUACACCUGCGUCGUCUGCAAUGUGUUCGGCUGCGUCAACUUCACUUUCAAAGCAGAGAUACACGAGCGUUUCCCUCACAAGCCCUACAUCAAGGAAGGGUUUCCUCUGAACGUAACUGCUCUGGUAAACUCGUCUGUGUCGUUCCACUGUCCGACCUUGUCAGAUUUGGAGCCCCACGUUCAGUGGAUUAAGGCCGAUUACAUCCCAGAUGAUAAAGAGAGUUUGCCAACUGGCACAAUAAUCUACGAGCAACACUCUGAAGAUGCGGAGGUGUUGGAGAUAUACAACGUGACUCACGAGGACGAGGGUUGGUACACCUGUAUUGCCUCCAACAGUCUCGGAAGGACCGUCGCCAGCGCGUACUUGCGGGUCGUGGAUGAACUAGAAGAGCCGCCUAUGAGAGUAGUACAGACAAGCCAGCCAACUGCUGUGGUAAUCCUAGCUGGAGUACUAUGUACCAUGUUCCUGCUGGCAAUGUGUAUCAUGGUCAAUGUCUUCCGCCGACUCAAGAGAGAAAAGUUAAAGAAAAUUUUGGCUAUUGAAACUGCAAGGGCUGCAGUUAUUACGCAAUGGACUAAAAAGGUUAUUGUGGAAAAACAAACUUUGGCCAAUGACCAAGACCCAUCUUUGUUGAUGCCAGUAGUGAAAAUAGAGAAGCAAAAGUCAAGGCCAGGGAAGCUGGACUCUAUGGUGUCCGAAUACGAGCUCCCUCUGGACUCUGACUGGGAGUUCCCCAGGGAUCAGCUGACCAUGGGAAAGAGUCUGGGAGAGGGAGCCUUUGGUAAGGUGGUCAAAGCGGAGGCUCAGAGCAUCUUGCAACAGGGAAUCUCUACGAUUGUAGCAGUCAAAAUGUUGAAAGAGGGCCAUACUGACACAGAAAUGAUGGACUUGGUAUCUGAAAUGGAAAUGAUGAAAAUGAUUGGUAAACAUCGCAACAUAAUAAACUUGCUUGGAUGCUGCACCCAAGAUGGACCUCUCUUUGUCAUUGUUGAGUUUGCUCCUCAUGGAAACUUGAGAGACUUUUUGCGACAGCAUCGACCAUCAUCAGGCUACGAACCUGCUAUUGGAGCCAAUGAGAAGGACAGAAACACUUUAACUCAAAAAGAUCUAGUUUCCUUUGCAUAUCAAGUAGCAAGAGGCAUGGAGUACCUGGCUUCAAGGAGGUGUAUUCACCGAGAUUUAGCAGCCAGAAACGUCCUAGUGAGUGACAACUAUAUUUUGAAAAUAGCAGACUUUGGACUGGCGAGAGAUGUGCACAGUCAUGACUACUACAGGAAGACAACAGACGGAAGGUUGCCAGUCAAGUGGAUGGCUCCUGAAGCCUUGUUCCACCGUGUAUAUACUACGCAGUCAGAUGUGUGGUCAUAUGGUGUGUUGCUAUGGGAGAUCAUGACGCUAGGAGGGACUCCCUACCCAUCUGUACCCAGCAUGGAGAAACUCUUCCAGUUACUGAGGAGUGGCCAUCGUAUGGAGAAACCCCCCUGCUGCUCUCUCGAGAUUUACAUGCUGAUGAGGGACUGCUGGAGCUAUCAGCCCAAUGAGAGGCCGAUGUUUAGUGAACUGGUGGAGGACCUGGACAGAAUACUUACCAUCACAGCCAACGAGGAGUACCUGGACUUGGGACUGCCGCAGUUGGACACUCCUCCUUCCAGUGAAGAGUCUAGUGUAGGGGAUGAACAGUUCCCAUAUCUGCUGUAGGCUGUAGGCAACAAACAUCACAGGUGUACCACAACACCAGUGAGGACAGCCAGAGUGUACAGACUGAUUCUUAUGUGCCUUUGUGAUCGGUUGUGUGUGAGUGUGUGUGUGUGUAUACACAUGUUUGGUAAGGAAUUUCAUAAGAGUUCAAUCUCUCUCUACAAUCUUAAUUUGAAUUGUAAAUGUAUAUAUGAUGGCUUUAUUACAUUAAAAAAGCAUUUAUUUAUUGAAUACUCAGUUAAGCGUUUGUCGAGUGAAUAAACUUUUCUGAUAACAAUCAAACACCAAAGGGAUGUAGCUUGUGUAGAUGGAUAUUUUUUAUUAAAUUAAGAUUUUUAAAUAUUAGAAUAUUUGUUUUAUAUGUAAUAUAUUGGGUUGUAAAUAUAUUAUUUUAUUGAUCGAGUAAAAAUAUGAAUGUACAAAAGAUUUAUGUUUACGUUGUUAAUAAUUAGAGAAGAUAUUUUUGAUUUGAACUCCCAUGACAUUAUUUUUGUUAUUACUGUCUAUUAUGUAUUUAUCUUAGUUAGUAAUUUUAAACCCAGUAUUACUGAAUGUAUUUGAGUUGGAUGUAAACAUCUGUAACUGUAACUGUGCCUUAGACGAUUACGUACUUAGCCAGAACUUGUGAUCUCAAAAAUUCAUAUUUCAACAAUCCAUUAAGACAACUCAAAAUUAUUUUAUCAUAGUAUGGAAGAAAAGAAACAAUUGAAUUUUUCAAAUCAGAUAAAAACCUACUUCCACAUUGCCUAACACAUUGUAACAUUGUCUAGUGUUUGUAUACUUAUCUUAAAUCUUUAUCUGCAAUUGUAAAUUUUAACAAGUGCCUUAGGUUUGCCACCUUUUUCAUUGCUCUUGAUGAAAACAUUAUGAGAAACAUUUUUGUUAGUUGUUUGCUAAGGCUAAGACUGGGAUGCAACUAUAUACUUAUUCUGUAAACUAACUAUGAUUACAGUGCCUCUAUUUCUUUUAUCUAGACUAUAGGAUAAAGCAACAUUUAAUUAUUUAUGGCUUGGUUGGUUUUAAGCUAAAAGAAUGAUAUAGAUUUUUUGUCAAUUGAUUGACUAAUUUAACUUUUUCUAAAGUAAAAAAAGAAAUCAUUGCAUUAAUAAAAAAAUGCUGAUAUAAACAAUUUUAUUCAUUUUGUAAAAAAAUAUUGUUUAGAAAACCAAAAUGAUAAUGCCGUAAUGCAACAUAACUAAGAUUUUUGUCACUAGUUACUGUUAUAAAAUUAUUUCAAUAAAUAAACAUGUACAGUUAAACAUGAACUAACACAGAAAAAAUCACAUCUUGGGUAUUGAGAUUGAACUCGAUUGCUUUUAUGCUAGUAUGCAUUGAUAACAUUAAUUACUUUUUAAACUAAAUAAAUUAUAUAACUCUCCAAUAUAGGCUACUGGAUAAAAUAAUUUAUUUUCUGACAUUAAUCACAGUAUCAUUGUUAUAGUUUAUUAUCUUAUUGUAAUUUUUAUCUACAGUAUUCUAUUUUUUAAUGUGUUUGUAUUCAGAGUUUGUUUAUUUGAAACGGUUGUUUGAUUUUCUUUUCCAUUAUUUGUACAAAUAUUUAAGUAAAGAAAAAACACUUGGAAUUGUUUCUGUUAACCAUAACUUUUAAGGUUGUAAAUCCAUAUAGGUAAGUUUUAUUCAUUAGUAACAUUAAUUGAUUACAUUUGAAUCUGGCUAAAGGUUAAGUUACUAUGAACGCGAGAAGUAUUGUAUGUGUUAACUAGUCACUAGUAUUGUAUAUUGUCACAUAUAUUAACUAUACAAGUUUUGUAAAAUAAUUAAAG